Molecule: messenger RNA, 726 nt
Organism: Solanum tuberosum (potato)
Lineage: Eukaryota; Viridiplantae; Streptophyta; Magnoliopsida; Solanales; Solanaceae
Product: F-box protein At1g49360-like
Exons: 1
Coding region: 1-726 (241 amino acids)
Molecular function (GO): protein binding
Source: RefSeq, a predicted model, not a curated record
AUGGAGGAUGCAAAUUAUGAUAAAUUGUGGUCAGAUUGUAUUCCAUCAGACGUACUCGGAUUAAUAUCAUCCCAUCUUGUUGCUGCUGAAUACUUUGUUUUCCGUGCGGUUUGUAAAAAAUGGCACUACGCUCCUCUAAUGGCUCCUCCUCCUCCACAAUUAUGUUCGCCAUCGCCAUGUUUGAUGACCUUGCAUAAAGAAACAGGCAUAGUAGAAUUCUUUGAUCCGGUGUACAAUGUCGUAACUACUCACAAGACGGGUAUUCAAAAAUUAAGGGGGGCCCGAAUUCGGAACUCAAAAGCUAAUUGGUUGCUCAUGAGUCAUGGAAAUCGCGGCAUGUUUUUCUUCAAUCCGUUUAGCAAUGGCAUAAUUGAACUCCCUGAUCUACUGGAGGAGCACAAAAAUUCUUGCUCUGCUUGGACUUUUUCGUGUCCUCCUGACUCAUUAUCGGAUUGUUUCGUUGUUGGUUUUAAAGCCAUUGGUUAUGUCCCAGAUGUGUACAUCAUCAAAGUUGGAGAUACUGAAUGGACGUAUCACUACUCCUUGAACCCAGGAAAAUUUAUGGCAACCGGGUGCAAUAAUCCGUUAUUUUCUAAAACAAUACUAUCUACUUACUCGGAGAUAAAGGUAACUUGGGAACACUACGCAUCAACGAAAACUCAGCUGCACAAAGACCUAGGUGGAAAUUUUACGGGAGUUAUUUUCCAAGUUCAAAACAAGGAUUAA